This is a messenger RNA of Parus major (Great Tit), 710 nucleotides long. It is a transcript of the gene EMX1, whose product is annotated as empty spiracles homeobox 1. Bases 141 to 710 code for a protein of 189 amino acids. Gene Ontology annotation, biological process: central nervous system development; neuron differentiation; brain development. Gene Ontology annotation, molecular function: DNA binding. Lineage: Eukaryota; Metazoa; Chordata; Aves; Passeriformes; Paridae. The record is from RefSeq and is a predicted model, not a curated record. The transcript is spliced from 3 exons.
GGUGCGGGGCGCGGGUCCGUGUGUGUGUGCCGUGCCCAGGGGGAGGUUUCUUGCACACGCACACACACACACACCGCACACACGCGCGCACCCGCAGGACCGGCCCCGCUCCGGCCCCCCCCCCGCUCCCGGCUCACACCAUGUUCCAGCCGUCUGCGAAGCGCUGCUUCACCAUCGAGUCCCUGGUGGGCAAGGACACCCCCCUGGGCCCCGAGGACCCCCCGCGCCCCGCCGCCCUCGCCUACCCCGGCCCCGCCGCCGCCGCCGACGCCGCCGCCUUCGCCCCCGGCUUCCAGGGAGCCGCCGGCCGGGCCCUGUACGGCAGCGCCGAGCUCGUCUUCCCCGAGGCCGUGGGGCACCCGGCGCUGCCCGUCGGGCCCCCCCAGCUGGGGGGCUCGGCCCUGCCGCACCCGCACCCCUUCUUCGGGCCGCAGCACCGCGACCCGCUCAACUUUUACCCCUGGGUGCUGCGGAACCGCUUCUUCGGCCACCGCUUCCAAGGGAGCGAGGUGUCCCAGGAGAGCCUCCUGCUGCACGGCCCCUUCGCCCGCAAGCCCAAGCGCAUCCGCACGGCCUUUUCCCCAUCGCAGCUGCUGCGCCUGGAGAGGGCCUUCGAGAAGAACCACUACGUGGUGGGUGCCGAGCGCAAGCAGCUGGCCAGCAGCCUCAGCCUCUCCGAGACACAGUUGCUGCUCCUGUUGCUAGGUUAG